Drosophila erecta is the source of this 2771-nucleotide messenger RNA. RefSeq lists its product as uncharacterized. Gene Ontology annotation, molecular function: zinc ion binding. The record is from RefSeq and is a predicted model, not a curated record. Bases 356 to 2041 code for a protein of 561 amino acids. The transcript has a single exon. Lineage: Eukaryota; Metazoa; Arthropoda; Insecta; Diptera; Drosophilidae.
GCUAAUAGAAUCAAGUUGGCAGCGCCUUUGAGAGUUUAGCUUUCAAUCUAAUUUUUCGCUUCGAUUUUCUACAGUAGGUCAGUCAAAUAAUUGUUCUUGGCGAGUAAAGGCGAUUUGUUUAAAGUGAAAAAGUAAGUUCUUGAGACGAAUAAAGCAAAGGCAAGGCCGCUCACUUUCCCAAUUCUAAAUAGGCGGCUCUAAUAUCAUAAACAAAAUUAAGCAACUUCUGCGUUUUUUGUUCGCCAACGUUUAUCUGCGCUAAAUUGGCCAUCGACGAGGUUACUAUUACACAGUAAUAGUGCACCAAUCCCGAAGCCUACUUUCCAUCGAAUCAGCCAGAAUCUCCUCAAGCAUCAUGGCCGAUCGGAUGCGCUAUCCGCCGGAGCGCCACUAUGGCUUCCGCUGCAGGAACUGCUCGAAAUCCGAAUUCCUGGGUCGCCGCUAUAGCUGCUGGUUCUGCACCGACUACAAUUUGUGCGGCGAGUGCUUCGAUGCCAACCGGCUGCCGGAGGCGCCUCAGCACCUGUACUACCAUCCGCUGACGGUGUACUAUGCCUACGCCGAGUACCAGCUGUACUUCGGCGGCGAGCCAUUCCAAGGCGACCACUUAGUGGCCCAGAGCUAUAAGUGUGCCCUGUGCGAUGAGCGCGGCCUGUCUACCGCCAAUCUGUACAAGCACCUGCUGCAGUCGCAUUCCACCCACUGUGACCACAAGGCCUACCUGACUUUGGUCAAUGCUCUCUAUCUGGCGGACAGCGCCAUGGGGCAAUCGACGUCGCAGGCUUCUGGCCGCACGCUCCCGGUACGAGCACCCAAUUCAGCAAGCGCUCGUCCGCUACCAGGUGGCAGCACGCGUAACGAACAGCGGCCCCAGCAGCUCUUUGAGGCCGCCUUCAACCUGGCCCUAAUGGUUUUGCAGCUGGACACUAUAGAUUCAACUGCCGCCGACUUCCCCGAACGCUGCCAUGAGAUACUGCAGCAGUCCGAAGCUCUGAUUGUCCAGCACAGCAACUCCAGAAUGCCGGAAAUGGGGGCGAUUGAGUCGUACGUUCGCGUCAUCGAAGAUCAGGUGGUGGCUAGCAUGGCCGUUCGCCGGCAGCGUCUGGGCGGUCCUGGUUCCAGUACAGCGUCAGCUAUUGGGAUGAGUGCUGGCGCGCCCGCAUUGGUUAACCGGCAGACGGGAACGGUACGCAGACAGACUGCUAGGCGUACCGGCGAACCCAUCGGGAUGGCCCUCCAAGCGGCGGUGGCUUCGUCUUCUUCAAGCGCAAGGACGGGAUCAGUGGUAGCCAAGCAUCGACCGGUCCCGACGCAAUCUAAGGCGCAAGGAACUCAGCCUGCCAAGAAGCUUUCAACAGUCAUUGCUUCGCCGCUCAAGGAUAAGCGCUUUCUAUGCUCGAAAUUAGUUUGGGAUGAGAAAGCUAAUGGCAAAAAGUGGGAAACCAAGUUGCUCAAAGUCAGUUUUAUCGAGGCCAUAUUCUGCUCGAUGCUGGCAGACGAAGAGCUAGCCCAGCUGCCAUGUGGUCUGCCCUGGACUGGGAAUUUCUUGUCGGCCACACAAGAGAUGUCCCAUGCAGUCAAGCCGUCAGGCAAUUUCAAACCGAAUGGGGAAGUAUUGCUGUAUCCGGUACAACCCGUGGAAUUGAUGGCAAACUUCUACAAGGGUCUUGCUGAGUACAAAACUUGGAUGAGCUACCCGGCCGAAAUGACAGCCGACAGCAAGGCAAUCGAAGGGUCAGUCGAACCAACCGGCUCGCCUUUUUUCGCAAGUUUUAACGAUAUUCCCUCAGCUGAUUCCGGCUCGGAUGAUUUGGAAAGUGGUAAUAGUAAUCAGUCUGGGAAUGAAGCGGUGGAUGCGACUGGCGCACCAGAGGAAAAGGCCAGCGAAUUGCCUGCCGAAGAAAACGGAUUGGAGGAGGAGGAGGAAAGCUGCGAGGAUGAAAACGGUGAUGAGGGCGACGAAGCUUCGGGUUCCGACUUCUCAGAGUCUGGAGUUUCUCAAAUCAUCGGCUUCAUAGAUAUGGUCAUGCAGGACGAAUAGAAAGACAUCCAGCCAUCAUAUGUAGAAAAUAUGUCUCGGUAUUUUCACAAUUACAUAUGUUGUAUUGUUGAAUAAACAGGUGUGCCUAUGACCAAAAAAAAUCUUACUUUCUCUGGCUUUGCAAAGUAAUAGGAAGGUUUUCUCGUUUUUCUCGUUCUCGGUUUUCGCUGGCUAGUUAAAGCAGUUCCACAAAAUCUUAUUUGUACAUCUAGUAGGCAGCACUUUUCCAUUUUGUUCCGGGCUAGACUGGAUUGUAUUUGUUAUUGAAAACCAUUUCUCCGACAUCUGAGUAUUAAGCUGAAAAAAAUAUAAAUAAAGCAUUAUAAGCCCAGCUACGACGCCAAAUUGAACUUCGAUCAGCCGACAUCUGAGAUAUCAUUUGCAAUGGGCUCCAAUUUCUCCGCAAUACUCACCAAGUGCAUGGGUUGUCAGCAAUGUCGCCCUGACUUCGAGCGGCGGUACGAGUGCAGUGACUGCGGGUCAAAGGUCGUGUACUGCGGCAACUGUUUUGAUGAGGGCCGUCUUCAGCUCACGCUAACGCACAAGGACGACCACACCAUUAAGGUCAUCUACCAUCGGUCCUUCCUCGAAAAAUUCUUCAACGCCGAGGAGCUGCUAAACGGCGACAAAGCUUCGAAAUGCUAUAACUGCACCUUCUGCAGGAAGAAGGGCUUUCUCGCCGAGGAGCUGCAGUUACACCUGUCUGAGAUGCACUUGAACCCCGCGGAUG